GCCUCUCUCUCGUUCUCUCUCUCUCUCUCUCUCUCUCUACUCUCAGUCACUUUCUCUCUCUACUGUUAGGGCGCGCAGGGUCUCGCAGUCACGGGACGACCGUGAAAACGAAAGAGGAGUCGCCGGGGGAGCCACUUAAAGGCAAAAUCGAGAAGUUUCCUCCUUCAAUUUUCUGUGUUUUUUAAAUUUUUAUUUAGUGAGUAAUAUUUUUCUGAAUUCCCUAAAUGCAGUCGCUGUUCUUCUAUAAAUUUCCCAAUUUUCUUCGUCCUUUGAAUUCCCUCGCUCCCUCCUCUUCUCCCAUCGCUCCGUUGCUUCUCCGAGUUUCGUCAUCGUCGUCCCUCUCAUCUGUCGCCAGAACCCUAGGGUUUUGUAGGAAACCGUCGACGGCGAGGCUUCCGGCGUCACUGAGGUCCCUGGGCGGGGGGAAUUUCCCGCCCGCCGGCGGCGUCGUUCCCGUGGCCAGCGCAAUGGGCGUGGCAGGGGACGAGGGGUCGCCUGCGAAGAGAUUCUGGGGCAAGUGCUGCCGGGAGAGUUUGUUCGCGAUGUACAGCCCGUUUCUGGUGGGGCUGGCGUCGGGAACGCUCGAGAUGGAGUCGUUCCAGCACUACGUCGCUCAGGAUGUGCAUUUCCUUCGGACGUUUGUGCGCGCGUAUGAGAUGGCGGAAGAAUGCGCGGAUGAUGACGACGCGAAAGCGUCGAUCUGUGAGUUGAGAGAUGCGGUUGUCGAAGAGCUCAAAAUGCACAAUUCAUUUGCUGAGGCAUGGGGUGUUAAGCUUCUUGAAGAAAGUGCUCCUAAUUCUGCGACAGCUAAAUACACUGAUUUCUUGUUGGCAACAGCUGCUGGCAAGGUUGAAGGGGGAAAGGUUCCAAGCAAAAUUGCUACGCCUUUUGAGAAGACUAAGGUUGCUGCCUACACUGUAGGUGCUAUGACCCCUUGCAUGAGGCUUUAUGCAUUUCUUGGUCGGGAAGUACAGCAAGUUCUGGAUCCUGAGGAUCAUAGCCACCCCUACCGGAAGUGGGUUGAAAAUUAUGCAUCUAAAAGUUUUGAGGCAUCAGCUCGGCAGACAGAGGAGUUGCUGGACAAACUCAGUGUUUCUUUGACAGGCGAAGAGCUUGAAGUCAUAGAAAGACUCUAUCAUCAGGCUAUGGAACUUGAAAUUGAAUUUUUUCAUUCGCCACCCAUGUCUCAUAGAAGUUUAGUCCCUUUUUCCAGGAUUCAUGACUCAGCGAAGCAGCAGUUUAUUGUCUUCUCUGACUUCGAUUUGACGUGUACUACCGUCGAUUCAUCUGCCGUUUUAGCAGAGCUUGCUAUAUUAACUGCUCCAAAAGUGGAACCUAGUGAGCCUGAUAAUUUGAAUGUUAGGAAGUUAGCUGCAGAUCUGAAGAAAUCAUGGGAUGCAUUGUCCCAACAAUAUGCAGAGGAGUACGAGCAGUGUAUAGAAGAUAUGAUGCUAGUUAAAGAAGGUGAAGUUACAUCAUUUGAAAGCCUUUAUGAGGCACUUGAACGACUGUCUGCAUUUGAGAAACGUGCAAACUUGAGAGUUAUUGAAUCAGAAGUUCUGAAGGGACUGAAUUUGGAGUGUAUCAAGCGAGCAGGAGAGAAUUUAAGACUUCAAGAUGGUUGUGCAAAAUUUUUCCAGCAGCUUGUUCAGAAAAAAGAUGAGCUGAAUGCUGACAUUCAUAUAUUGUCUUACUGUUGGUGCAGAGAUCUUAUCCAGUCAGUCUUUAAGUCAGGUGGUCUUGAAGUUCUGAACAUACAUGCGAAUGAAUUUAUAUACGAGGAAUCCAUCUCUACUGGUAAAAUAGACACAAAGGUGGAAUCACCUACGGACAAGCUCCAAGUCUUUAAGGAUGCUUUGAAGCACAGCGGUGAUGAUGAUAAGCGUUCGUCAGUUUACAUUGGAGACUCUGUAGGAGACUUGCUUUGCCUCCUUGAGGCAGAUGUUGGCAUUGUUGUCGGUUAUAGCCCGAGCCUUAGGAGCUUGGGGGAAAGGUUUGGCGUUUCUUUUGUACCUUUGUUUCCAGCUGUGGUGAAAAGACAACGCGAGUUUGUUGGCGGAAGCUCUUCAAAACGCGAAUGGCCGAAGGGUGUUCUUUACACAGUCUCUAGCUGGAACGAAAUACAAGCCUUUAUUUUGGGAUAAUGAAUCAUCUGAAAAUGUUUUCUUUCCUUUUUGCUCCUCAUCAUUGAUCGGGAAUUUGGAAUGUUGAUCUGACUUUCGUAUCUAGAUACAGAAGUAGUCAUUGCUUGGUGGCUGAUUUUACAAGUGCCACUCUGUAGUUGGACACCUGCUCAAGAUUUCCAUGCGAUUGUGGAAUUUCCGCUGGUCAUCGGACGAUAGCAUGGUAUUUUUUGGGUGGGUUGUUCCAGCUUGUGCAAACCCUUAUUCUGGGAACCUGUAUGAUUACAUCUGACGUUUAGGAAUUGUUUUUUCUUUCGAAUUGUAAACGAUAAACAUGUGAAGUCUGGGAACAGGAUAUUCGUUGUACUGUAAAUGAUAAACAGCCCAAGUUUGUGCAACUCACAAAAUUUGAUCAAUAUUUUUGGAAUCGGUCAUGAAAUUGAA
This is a messenger RNA of Nymphaea colorata (pocket water lily), 2567 nucleotides long. Its product is annotated as bifunctional TH2 protein, mitochondrial-like. Gene Ontology annotation, cellular component: cytosol. The record is from RefSeq and is a predicted model, not a curated record. Bases 225 to 2144 code for a protein of 639 amino acids. The transcript has 7 exons. Lineage: Eukaryota; Viridiplantae; Streptophyta; Magnoliopsida; Nymphaeales; Nymphaeaceae.